CGCGCGCUCGCACACACACACACGGAGCCAUGGCAGGCCUGCUGAAUACACCGCAAGUGCGGCGGAGUGAGGCUGAUCUGUAUGAUGGUGCCGCGCUGGCACGGCCAACGACGGAGGACGAGUCACUACGCCAAAAGCUGGUGGCCUGGCUCCAGCAGGAUUGGUCCAUCGAGGCCUUUGAUGCGGCCGAGGGCGAGCUCCGUGACAUUUGCGCCCAGCAUUGCACCGGCGACUGGAUGGCCAGCUAUCGCCUGGCCAUGGUUGCAGCUCGUCUCGGUCUGGACCGGGACGCAGAACAGCUCCUCCAAGGCAUUCUGGAUGGCGCACCUGCUGAGAAGCGCUUGAUCCGACUGCAUGCCUCGUACCAGCUAGCCACGCUCCUCUUCGAUAAUCCGGGAGGUGAUGUCCCGCAGCCAGAGCGCGAGGUGCGCGGUUUCGAGAUGAUGCGCGAUUUGGCUGGUGUUGACGUGGCCAGCUUUGCUCAAAGUACCCAGCUUCCCACCGUGCGCGGUAACGACGGUCUCUCUGAGCCCGUGGAGCUAGUUGUGGAGGCGCAAUGCAAUCUGGGUCUAGCCUAUCUUGAAGGUCAAGGGGUGGACCGAGACGAUGACGAGGGUGUGCAAUGGUUGCUCAAGGCUGCACGUCAAGGCAACCCGGAUGGCUCUGGUCGAGCCAUGAAUGCCCUGGGUCAUUUCUAUAGCGAUGCCACCCGUCCUCUUCGUCUGGAUGAUCCCUUGGUGUUGCGACAACCGGAUUUGAAGGAGGCAUAUGGGUGGCACUUGUUUGCGGCCAAACACGGGAGCAUGGACUCGAUCUGCCACCUUGGCCUCAUGCAUCGCACAGGGCAGGGGUGCAAACGCGACACGACCUUGGCCCUCAAGUACCUGCGCGAGGCCGGUACGGCUGGUCAUGACACGGCUGAGACGGAGCUCGGCAUUCAUUACUACGAUAUGAAGCUCUACAACAAGGCCAUGCAGUGGUUUCGUCGUGUAGUUGACCCUCUCCGUCGGCUGGAUCAGGCUACUGUUGAGGCCAUGAGUUUGACCAUGCGUCGUGUAAGCCGUCUCGCCGGCAUUUCUGGGUCCUUUCUUUACCUUACCAAGUGCUUGUGA
Messenger RNA from Monosiga brevicollis MX1, 1112 nucleotides. RefSeq lists its product as uncharacterized. Lineage: Eukaryota; Choanoflagellata; Craspedida; Salpingoecidae. Gene Ontology annotation, molecular function: protein binding. The coding region runs from base 30 to 1112 and encodes 360 amino acids. The record is from RefSeq and is a predicted model, not a curated record. The transcript is spliced from 8 exons.